Messenger RNA from Gavialis gangeticus (Gharial), 2843 nucleotides. RefSeq names its product protein phosphatase 2C like domain containing 1 (gene PP2D1). Lineage: Eukaryota; Metazoa; Chordata; Crocodylia; Gavialidae. The record is from RefSeq and is a predicted model, not a curated record. Gene Ontology annotation, biological process: protein dephosphorylation. The transcript is spliced from 3 exons. Bases 43 to 2034 code for a protein of 663 amino acids. Gene Ontology annotation, molecular function: protein serine/threonine phosphatase activity.
UUUAUGACACAUUAUAACCUGCCUGACAGCUGACUUUCCAGAAUGACAGGGGAAACAAAGUUGCAAAGAAAAUCAAAGACCUCCAACUUUCAACUUUAUGGAGAGGAAGAGGAUCAUGUCAAGGUCACUACUGUGCCCGGGAAAGUAGAUUCUGAAGAUAUUCCAGUUCUGUGUUCAACAUGUCGACAAACAAUAUACCCAAGUCAUCUUCAUCAUCAUAAAAAAGAGCACAAAGCCCUCAUGGUUCUGGGUUUUAGUCACCCAUGGUCAGAGAUAGAUACAAAAACACUUUCAACUAGGAGAUGGAAACUAAUCAGAAGCCUGCUCAAGUCUUCUGAAUACAAUGAAAGAGAGAAGCAGAAGAUUGAUUAUUCAUUUGAGCUACUUAAAGAUAGGUCAAAGUGUACAUCAUAUUAUGAUACUGAUAAUAUUAUCAACAGUUGUAGGCAUCCUACAGUCAGAAAUUCUCUAAUAAAAGCUUUAGCAGUCUGUCAGGAUAAAAAUGCUAUGUGGAGACCAGAUAUGGAAGACACAUUUAUUGUGGUAGAUAACUAUGGAAACAAAUCAGAUAGAUGUUUUUUGGGUGUUCUCGAUGGAGGGCAUGGCACAUCUGUUGCCGAAACGGUUUCAGCUGAACUUCCACUUUUAUUUCUCGACCAACUUUCUCAAGCCAGUUCCUCCUACGAAGUGCAUGAAGAUGAGCAAACCAUUCUAGGCUCUUUUUCCACAGUAAUCAAGGAGAAUUAUAGGGAACAGGAGAAAAUUUUCUUUGGUGAAACACAGAUUGGUAACACUACCAGCACAAACACCUAUGAAUGGAUUCACAAAGCAUAUGCCAAGGCAUUCUGGAGAAUGGACAGACUUUUACAGCUGGGAAGGAAUGAAGUUUCCAAAGUUCGCUGGAGUGGCUGUACAGUUGUCACCUGCUUAUUGGAAGGAGUCAGCAAUGGAAAGCCAUGCUGCAUCAAGAAACAAGACAAGGCAAAGUUGCCCCAAAACAGCAACAGCAACUAUUCAGUGGAUUCAUCCCGAAUUGAUGGUGGCAUAUUACAUGUGGCUAAUACUGGUAAUGUACAUGCAGUCUUAUGCAAACAUGGAAAAGGCUACUGCCUUACCAAAGAGCACAGCACUUCAAGUUUAACUGAGAGAACACGUAUACUUCAAAGUGGUGGGAACAUCAGUUCAAAUGAACCCAAAGGACUAGUAGAAGGACUCAUCGGAGCUACUCGUGGCCUUGGACAUCAUGGAGACCCAAAGUUGAAAAAAUCCGUUAUUCCUGUACCUCAUAUGACCUCUGUCCCUGUAGACGAUUCAUGUCAAUUCCUCAUUUUAGCUUCUAAUGGGCUUUGGGAAGUUUUGGAUAAAAGUGAAGUGGUUAAAUUAACAUUAACAAUGUUCACCUAUUAUUUGGAAAUGUACAAACAUGCUAAGCUAGAGUUUCCUGUGUGUAAACAGCAGGACUCAAUGGUUCCCUCUGCGGAUGACUUGAAUGAUUCAAAAGGCAUUAAUGACCUAAUGGAAGAAGUCAACUUACUAUACUUUAAUAAAAAUGUUUUUCUGGAUCAAUCUGAAGACAGUCCAAAACAAAAUGAUGCAAGUUUGCACUUGUCUAACAACAGAAGACAUUUGCAAAAUGAAGACAAACUGCAGUCAGGUUUCAGAGACAGUUUGGAAAAAGAGGAAGAACUAGAUGAUGACCAUACAAAACAAGGUGAUACAGAAGCAUGUCUCUCUAAUCACAGACCAUGUUCACAAAACACAGAAAUAAUCCAGCUAGGCUCCAUCACUCAAGAACAUUGUGAUGUAAUGGAAAAGCUGGAAGAUGAUACAGAAGUAGGUGCAUCUAACAAUAGUGAAUCACAUUCACUAACGGCAGGACAAGGAAGAAAUAACACCUUCUAUGAGAAUGCAGCAAAUUAUAUUAGCAAACAACUGGUAAAAACUGCACUAGCAGCAGGUUCUAGAGAAAACAUUACUAUUUUAGUUGUACUUCUGAAUGGAUGUGACAGGAUACCCAAUUAUAUUAGCAUAUAACAUAUACCACGUGCUUACUAGAGUAGCACAGUGUGUAUAACAAGCCUGAAUUUGGCAAAUGUCAUGUAAAGUUACUCGUAAACACCCCUACAUCUCAUAUACAACUGUGUGAAUGCACUAGCUACAAUGUUAUGAAAUGCAAUAAACACUAAUCACACUACUUUCCUGUUUUAUACCACUUUAUUCAAACCUGAGCACCUCAAUAUAAAACUAAACACUGGUGAACUGUCAUUUUCCUUGCUAAGCCAAAAUUUACAAUCUGCACAGGUAAGUUUCUGCUAGCAGUUCAACAUUUAAAUAGACUAUCUCUUCUGACACACUUGGUAGAUUUCAUAUAAUGAAAAUAAACUAAAAGAAUUAGUGCAAUAUACCAGACAGAUCAAGAUAAAAUGGCCUUUGGAAAACAGAAGUUGCAAAGUUCAUUACUGACAGACAGCAGUACUUAUGUAACAGGUACAAGAGCAUCAUUUAUUACUGUUCUGGCCAUAAAGGAAGAACUUAGAACCCCCUUAGAUUAGGGAGAAAACGUUAGCUUUAAGUAACUGUACAUUUGUAUACUUUUAAGCAACUCUUAAAUAUUACAGAAAGUAUUAAACAAAUGUAGACUACAAUGCAGAGUACCCUAUUUACAGUACAUUAAUAUCCAAAUUUAAAAUCAAGUUGAAUGUACAUGAUUGUUAGUGCACCAACUAGGUUUCUUUCCUUAAGGGAAAAACAAACUGCAAUGGCCAGCAAUGAUCAAAAACAUGAAAGAAAUCACAGACACCUAGUUUGUCUUGGUUUUACUUGCAGAGCUCUUAUGGUUUGUA